AUGCGACGCUGUAUUAAACUUGUUUUUGGAAGUUUAUCUUUUAUAGUUGCUUUAAUUGCGAUUGGAAUGGGAUAUUUAAAACUUGACGGUAUUUCUCGACAAAAAUUGUUUGCAAGUGUUAUGUAUACAAUGUCAGAUCCCAAUGAUACUCGUAUUAUGAAUCUACGAUGUAAUGAAUUAUUAAAGCAUUCGACUGUUAAAGGUCAUGUGUUAGAGAUAGGUGCUGGUACAGGAAUAAAUUUUCCAUGUUUACAUAAUAAUACAAAUAUUGAAUCAUACACAGGACUUGAGCCUAAUAUUCAUAUGCAUUCAUAUUUUUACAAAUUUAUUCAACAAUGGGAUAUUCCAUACGAGAUUCGCCUUUCAAACAAUUCAGCAACAGAUAUGCAUCAUAUUGAAGCAAAUAGUGUGCAUACUAUUAUUAUGACGUUCGUGUUAUGUAGUGUGCCAGAUCCAUUGCCAGAAAAAGUACUUCUUGAAGCACAUCGAAUAUUAAAACCAGGUGGAACUUUUAUUUUCAUAGAACAUAUUGCUGCUAAUUCUGAAACCAAUCCAUUUACUUAUGGAUUUCAAAAGGCAAUUGAACCAUUAUGGUUUAUUAUUGGUGAUGGUUGUCAAUUUAAACCGAUGACACACUAUUUCGAUGCAGCAAAAAAUGUCUAUUCAAAGGUUGACUAUGAAUAUAUUGAUUUGCCUGUUCCGUUGUUCAUGAUAAAAUAUGGUGUCAAAGGAAAACUGGUCAAAUGA
This is a messenger RNA of Rotaria socialis, 747 nucleotides long. The record is from the annotation of a GenBank genome assembly. Lineage: Eukaryota; Metazoa; Rotifera; Eurotatoria; Philodinida; Philodinidae.